Messenger RNA from Andrographis paniculata, 1228 nucleotides. RefSeq lists its product as uncharacterized. The transcript has 8 exons. Gene Ontology annotation, molecular function: hydrolase activity. NCBI's taxonomy places the organism in Eukaryota, Viridiplantae, Streptophyta, Magnoliopsida, Lamiales, Acanthaceae. The record is from RefSeq and is a predicted model, not a curated record. The coding region runs from base 78 to 911 and encodes 277 amino acids.
GCAGAGGUUUCACUUGUCUUCAUUGCCUACCUAAAGGGAUUUCAGAGAAGUUAAGGUUCAGGUUUCAACUAGUCAGAAUGAGCUACUCAAAUUCAUCGAUGAGCUCUGGGAGUAGAGCAGCUAGAAGAACACCUGAAUUCGGAGGCACAUACGUUGUUAGGCCUAAAGGAAAACACCAGGCGACUAUACUUUGGUUACAUGGCCUUGGCGACAAUGGUUCAAGUUGGUCACAGAUGUUGGAGAGUCUCCCACUUCCAAAUGUAAGUCUUAAUACUCAUGGUCAACGAUAUGCUGCUAUCAAUGUUGAUAUCUACAACCUGAAAUGGAACUUUCCUGUGCAGAUAAAAUGGAUAUGUCCUACUGCUCCCACGCGCCAUGUGACCUCACUUGGUGGAUUCCCCUGCACUGCCUGGUUUGAUACGGGGGAACUUUCGGAUGAAGGACCUGAUGACAUAGAAGGUUUAGAUGCCUCAGCAGCACAUAUUGCUAAUCUGUUGUCUGCAGAACCUGCCAACAUUAAAGUUGCUGUUGGAGGCUUCAGUAUGGGGGCAGCAGCUGCACUCUACUCUGCAACUUGCUUUGCACAGGGAAAAUACGGAAAUGGAAGUCCUUUUCCUGUUAAUUUGAGAGCUGUUAUCGGGCUUAGUGGUUGGCUUCCUGGUGCCAGGAGUCUGAGAAACAAGAUUGAAGCAUCUGCUGAUGCUGCCAGGCGUGCUGCUUGGCUGCCAAUUUUUCUCUCUCAUGGCCUCUGUGAUGAUGUCGUACCUUACACACAUGGGGAGAGAUCCUACCGUGCUUUGAGCAUAGCUGGUUUCAGAAACCUUGUGUUUAACACAUAUGAAGAGAUGGGGCACUACACAAAUCCUAAAGAGAUGGAUGAUGUUUGCAACUGGUUAAGAAUGGUAUUUUAGAAUGCCAUAUCUAAGGGGUGCCAUUCACGGUCUCAACAAGCGGGAAACUAACUUAGCAGUAAUGCUAGGCUAAGGAAGGAGGGAGAGCAUGCAUACAUAAAUGGGACAAAGCAGAAACACAGAAGUUGCUGGGUCAUGGCUGACUUCUUUUCAGUACAGUCAAGAUGAAACAUAACUUACAUAUAUUAGAUAUUGGUUGCACCAUAGUCGAGAAGAGUAGUAUAUGAUAAUGAUGUAUUGGCGUGAGUAUUCUAUGUUAUAUUUUGUGAUUAAGUAUAGUAUAUUUUUCAUGCAAUAAAAGAUCAUUCAUUUUCCCA